ACUGACUUAUUUUCACCUUUUACAUCACUUUUUACCAGUUUAAUCCAACCAAUCGUGUUAACCAAAAAAACUGAUCAUUUUCUGGUUUCCUUUGUUUCUCAUUUACCCUUUUGUUUUCUUUGCUGUUGCACCGAGUUUUUUGUCAAGUCUUUCAUAUCAUUUUGAUGUUCAACUUUAUUCGUUUCAUUUAACUGUUUACCCUUUUCAUGAUUGUGAAUUAAUGUUCAUUUGUGUUUCCUGUUAUCAUUUUUUGUGCUCAUCUCAGUCAAUUUUAUCAAUAUCAAGCAACAACCAGCCAUCAUCAUCAACAUAACUUUUGUUUUCUUUCCUCUUCUCCAUCUUUAUUCAUCCCUUCAAUACUCGUUUUUUACUUUCUCCUCUUUUUUUCUCUUUUUUUGCUCAACCUUUUCUUCCUCUUUCAUUGCUCAUCCUUGUUUCUAUCUCUUUCAUCCUCUCUUUCUUUCUCCACCUCCAUUUCCCUAUAAUCCCUUGAUUCCAUCUUCCCUUUUCACAUCAUUUUGAUGAAAAAAGUUUAGAAAUAAAAAAAGGUUUCUAUCCUUUUUUUUCCUCCUGUCUUCCUUUUUUUCCUCUUUCUUUUUUUACCAUGCUCUUUUACCAGGUCAUCUCUUCCAUUUUCAUCCUUCAUCUCCAUUUUAUCUUCAUCUUUAUUCUCUCUGACCAUCACACAAUCUACCAUCAAUGAUAACAUUAUGUUUCAAUGAAGCGCUACUUUCAACUCAACACUGCCCAUUGCCCAUUACCCAGUGACCAGUCAAUGGUGAUUCUUCAAUCGCAAGUUGCGCAUCACAGUGAUGCCGUUUUCAAUAAAAUCAUCCAGUGCGGAUGAUUUUUGUCCAUCAUCACCAACAACAACACCUUUACGCCUUACUACCUCAACUGCAUCAAAUGUUCACCACCAUAAUCAUCACCACAGUCAUCACCGUCAUUCGCAUCUUCAUCAUCGAAGUUCUCCACAGGAUUAUCAUGUAGAUGAUGAUACUUACCCACAUGGUGAUAAAUCCUCUGUUUUUAAUUGUUCCCCGGGGAAAAGCAAGACAACAUCACCGACAACAUCUUCUUCAUCAAAUUCAUCAACAUCCUCAACCAUUGUUGCAACAACAACCGGAUUAGACGAAGAAGACGAAGAAACAAAUAUUGAGAUCAAGAAAAAAUCAACAUCAAGUUCGAAGGCAACAUCAUCUUCCUUGAAAUUAGCAUCAAAAUCAACACCUUCAUCAUCUACCUCACAUCCCAUCCAAUCAUCAAAAGUACCUUCUCACUCAAUUGAAAAUCAUAAUAUCAAAUCGCCGAUAUCAAAGAGCAAUACAAUUAAUAAUAGCAAAAAUCAUAAUAAUGGCCUUGGACGUGAAUCUUUAUCAAAUGAACCUGAUGCUGUUGUUGUUGCUAGCCUAGGAAUUGGUGAUUUAAGUGUCAGUGGAAGUGGAGUUAAUAGUAGUAGUAGUAAUAAUAAUAGUAAUAAUAAUUCAUUAAUACUGGCAGGUAAUCGUGAUAAACCGUUUCAAUGCACAAUUUGUCACAAAUCCUUUGGUUAUAAACAUGUUUUACAAAAUCAUGAACGGACUCACACUGGAGAAAAGCCUUUCCAAUGUCGUGAAUGUCAAAAAAAGUUUACUCGAGAUCAUCAUCUUAAGACCCAUAUGAGACUCCAUACCGGUGAGAAGCCAUAUCAAUGUGAACAUUGUAAUAAACUUUUUGUCCAAGUUGCCAACCUUCGUCGACACCUUCGUACUCAUACAGGUGAACGUCCUUAUGCUUGUGAUGCUUGUGAAUCCAAGUUUUCUGAUUCUAAUCAAUUGAAAGCUCAUAAACUGAUACACAAAGGUGAGAAACCAUAUACAUGUGAAAAGUGCCUUGGAAAAUUUCGCCGUCGACAUCACUUAAAUCACCAUAAAUGUCCAAAAGAUGAAGCCAAUUUAGGUAAACCAAGAAGAGGUCGAAGACCCAAAGCAUAUGAUCAUGGAUCUAUUGGAGCAUCAUCACCUUCACCAUCGACUGUACAUCAUCUUUUGGGUUCAAACGCAGCAUCUUUAUUAACUCCCAUUGUAACACCUAUGUCAACAUCAGUUGUUUCCUCGAUCCAGAAUAUUAAUAUCAAUAUAAAUAAUAAUAAUAAUAUAAGUAAUAACAUCACAAAUCUAAAUAACGACAAGUCUAACCCCAACAUUAAUCGACCAGGAUCAGUCCAUUCAAUUUCUGGUUCAUUAACGGGAGAUGAAACAGCUUCACAUGGCUCAGCUCAUUCACCGGCUACAGCAACAGUUUCUUCAUCACAAGUCUCAUCCAUAUCAUCAACAAACGCAUCAUCCUUCCUUUUCCCGCAUCUUCUUAGUGGACCAAGUGGACACCUUAAUUUGUUAUCUUCAAAUAAUCGUUCAAAUUCAAUUCCGCCAGCAGCUCAUUCGGGUCAAAGAUUAUCUAGAGCUGAAAUUAUAAGUCAACUGCAACAACAGCAGCAACACCAACAAAGAGUACAAGAACGAACUCAAGAUCAAACACAGCAUCAACAAAAUGAUGCCUCCUCAAAAUCCCGGCGAAAGCCGACACAUCCUUUAAAAAUAAUGUCCAAAGGAGAUGAAGAUUAUUACAAUUACGACAACAAUUCAAUGCAAACUCAACCGCUCAACAUGUCUCGGUCACCAUCGACAUUUCCUAUGAACCUUUCUGGACAAAUUUCAAAUUUAAACAAUAACAACAACAACAACAACAAUAACAAUAAUAACAAUUACAAUCGAUCAAAACAAAUGUUAGAUGAUGAAGGCGAUGUUCUGGAUUUAUCUUCACGGUCUCGAAGUGAAGUUGAAUCUGAACUUGAAAAAAGCGACGAUGAAGAAGACGACGUUCGUGGCAUUGAUGAUCCAGAUGAUGACACUGACAGGGAAUUGAUACAGGAUGAAGAUGAUAACGAGGAUGAAUAUGAUUCAGACUCUCAUCAUCAUCGUUCUCGCCUGGAAUUUCGUUUAUCAGCUACGCAUGAUUUAAAUAUCCAUAAGAAUCGUCAAAGAGUAAAAACGCUAAGUGUUUCAAGAGGAUCAAAUGGAGUGCGUAAAAGGCCUUUCCCUCGAGAACCAAUUGUUUCGUUAAUUGGUUCAAAUACGUCAACAUCAGGACAGCCUAAUCUACCUCAUCACCACUCACAGCAUCAUCAUCGUCACCGUCGUCUUCCUCUUGACAUAGUAACUCCACCAAGUGAGACUGCUUCAUCAUCAACGUACCGAUCAUUGACUGCAAGUUAUAAUCUAUCUCCAUAUUUAAAAUCAAAUGAAAAUCUCAAUGAAAAGAACUACCUCAAGUUUUUCAAUCGCAAGCUACGCAUCACAGUGAUGCCGUUUUCAACAAAAUCAUCCAGUGCGGAUAGUGGAGUUAAUAGUAGCAGUUCUACUAAUAAUUCAUUGAUACUGGAAAGUAAUCGCGAUAAACCGUUUCAAUGUACAAUUUGUAACAAAUCCUUUGGUUAUAAACAUGUUUUACAAAACCAUGAACGGACUCACACUGGAGAAAAGCCUUUCCAAUGUCGUGAAUGUCAAAAAAAGUUUACUCGAGAUCAUCAUCUUAAGACCCAUAUGAGACUCCAUACCGGUGAGAAGCCAUAUCAAUGUGAACAUUGUAAUAAACUUUUUGUCCAAGUUGCCAACCUUCGUCGACACCUUCGUACUCAUACAGGUGAACGUCCUUAUGCUUGUGAUGCUUGUGAAUCCAAGUUUUCUGAUUCUAAUCAAUUGAAAGCUCAUAAACUGAUACACAAAGGUGAGAAACCAUAUACAUGUGAAAAGUGCCUUGGAAAAUUUCGCCGUCGACAUCACUUAAAUCACCACAAAUGUCCAAAAGAUGAAGCCAAUUUAGGUAAACCAAGAAGAGGUCGAAGACCCAAAGCAUAUGAUCAUGGAUCCAUCGGAGUAUCUUCACCUUCACCAUCGACUGUACAUCAUUCUGUGAAUUUAAACGCUGCAAAUACUAGUAUAUUUAAUCCUGUUAUAUCACCUAUGUCAACAUCAACUGUUUCCUCGAUCCAGAAUAUUAAUCUCACAAAUCUUAAUAACGACAAAUCUAACCUCAACAUUAAUCGACCAGGAUCAGUCCAUUCAGUUUCUGGCUCAUUAACCGAAGAUGAAUUGACUUUACGUUUCGCAGCUCGUUCACCGGCUACAUCGACAGUCUCUUCCUCACAAGUCUCCUCCAUAUCAUCAACAAACACGUCUUCCUUGAUUUUCCCGCACCUAUUUAGUGGACCAAGUGGACACCUUAGUCUGUUAUCUUCAAAUAAUUUUUUUCCUCCAGCAGCUCAUUCAAGUCAAAGGUUAUCUAGUGCUGAAAUUAUAAGUCAAUUAGAACACCAACAAAGAGUAAAAGACCUAAACCGAAAUCAAACUCAACAACAACAAAAUGAUGUUUCCUCAAAAUCCAGGCGAAAGCCAACACAUCCUUUAAAAAUAAUGUCCAAAGGAGAUGAAGAUUAUUACAAUUACGGAAACAAUUCAAUGCAAACUCAACCGCUCAACAUGUCUCGGUCACCAUCGACAUUUCCUAUGAACCUUUCUGGACAAAUUUCCCAAUCGAACCACAUUAUUUCUUACAAAAACUUCCAGCUAUCAAAACAAAUCUUAGAUAAUGAAGGCGAUGUUCUGGAUUUAUCUUCGCGGUCUCGAAGUGAAGUUGAAUCUGAACUUGAAAAAAGCGACGAUGAAGAAGACGACGUUCGUGGCAUUGAUGAUCCAGAUGAUGACACUGACAGGGAAUUGAUACAGGAUGAAGACGAUAACGAGGAUGAAUAUGAUUCAGAUUCUCAUCAUCAUCGUUCUUGCCUAGAAUUUCAUUUAUCGUCUACGCGUGAUUCGCAUAAAACAUCAGGACAACCUAAUCUACCUCAUAACCACGCACAACAUCAUCGUCAAUGUCGUCUUCCUCUUGACAUCGUAACUCCACCAAGUGAUUCAGCUUCGUCAUCGACGCACCCAUCAUUGACUGCAAGUUCAAAUCUAACUCCUUAUUUAAAAUCAAAUGAAGAUUUCAACGCAAAUAACUAUUCAAGGUUCAUUAAUUAACUAAUUGUUUAAAAACGAUCUCUCUUCUUUUCUUACUCUUUCUACCUCUUUCUUUCUCAUGAAUAAAUCAAACGGGCUAAUGAUAAUUCGAUUCUAAUUUUUUAAAAUAAUAAAGAUAGUAUUU
Messenger RNA from Tetranychus urticae (two-spotted spider mite), 5184 nucleotides. Lineage: Eukaryota; Metazoa; Arthropoda; Arachnida; Trombidiformes; Tetranychidae. The record is from RefSeq and is a predicted model, not a curated record.